AUGGUCUCCCCGGCCAUCGCCUUGGCCUUCAUUCCCUUCGUGGUCACGCUGCUCAUCCGGUACCGCCACUACUUCCUGCUCUUCUACCGCGCCGUGGUGGUGCGCUGGCUGCAGGACCGCCUGACUGGCAUCCCCCGGGAGGAGCGGGCCUUCCAGUACGUGCUGACCCACGCCGUGCCCGGCGACCCCCUGCACAUCCUGGAGACCUUUGACCGGUGGAGCGAGCACUGCGAGUACCUCAGCAACCUCGGACCCCAGAAAGCCAAGGUCCUGGAGCGGCUGAUCUACGAGAAGGCCCCCCUCACGGUCCUGGAGCUGGGCACGUACUGCGGCUACGCCACCAUCCUCAUUGCCCAGUCCCUGCCCCUGGGCGCCCGGCUGUACACGGUGGAGAUGGACGCGCGCAAAGCGGCGGUGGCCGAGAAGGUCAUCCGCCUCGCCGGCUUCGACGACGACACGGUGGAGCUCAUCGUGGGGCCCUCGGAGGACGUCAUCCCCCAGCUCAAAGAGAAGCACGGGCUGCCCCAGGCGGACCUGGUCUUCAUGGACCACUGGAAGCGCUGCUACUUGCGGGACCUGCAGCUGCUGGAGGCCCACGACCUUCUGCCUCAGGGGGCCACCAUCCUGGCCGACAGCGUCAUCUUCCCCGGGGCGCCCCACUUCCUCCAGUACGUCAAGGCCUGUGGCAAAUACAAGUGCCGCAUACACAGGACCAGCCUGCAGUACUUCCGAGCCAUCCCAGACGGCCUGGCCCAGCUCACGUACACCGGCCUGCAGUGACCUGCAGAGGGGGUGCCUCCC
Molecule: messenger RNA, 801 nt
Organism: Varanus komodoensis (Komodo dragon)
Lineage: Eukaryota; Metazoa; Chordata; Lepidosauria; Squamata; Varanidae
Gene: TOMT
Product: transmembrane O-methyltransferase
Exons: 3
Coding region: 1-780 (259 amino acids)
Biological process (GO): catecholamine catabolic process; developmental process; dopamine metabolic process
Molecular function (GO): catechol O-methyltransferase activity
Source: RefSeq, a predicted model, not a curated record